GAGAGAGAGAGAGGAGGGAGCAAGAUGGCGGCUGUCGCAGCAGCAGCGGGAGCGGGAGGGCCCGCCGUGGCCGCUUCUUCAUCAGCAUCGUCGUCGUCGACCACUACCUCCACCAUCAUCCCCAGCGGCUCGUCUUCCUCCCUGGCCGCUCUGGAGGCUGCGCUGGAGAAGAAGCUGCUGACGGUCACCAACACGAUGGACGGCAUCCAGGGCCUGUCGUCCUGGAUCCUGGACAACAAGAAACACUACAGCUCCAUCGUCAAGCACUGGAUGAAGUGCAUGAGGAAAUCCUCAAUUCCUCAUCGACUGAACCUUUUCUAUGUUGCCAAUGACGUUAUUCAAAACUGCAAAAGAAAGAACGCGAUUAUUUUUCGAGAUGCGUUUUCAGAGGUUCUGAUUGAAGCCGGCACUUUGGUGAGGGAUCCUUCCAUUCGGAAAUCUGUGGAGCGAAUAUUCACAAUAUGGGAGCAGAGGAGUGUCUACCCGGAGGAGUUGAUUGUGGACCUGCGAGCUGCUCUUGUGGGACGAAAGCCAGCUGAAUUUGCAAAAGUGAAAACAGUGAGCGAUAAGACACGUGUUGUGGUGAAAUCCAAGAUACUUGCUGAAUUUAGGCCGCAGGCACUCAUUGACCAGCUGGGGUCCUACAAGCAGGCGGAGGAUGAGAGAGAGUUCAAGGAGAAGCAGCUUGGGACCCUCCGCGUUGACGUCUGCAGCACAGAGACAUUGAAGCGGUUGAAAGAUCGUGCCGGAGGCAAACGCUUUUCCAAAGACUUUGAAGAAUCCAGCUCCAAGUUGGAAGACUUCUGCGCCGAGCUCGAGAGGGAGGUGAAGAAGACCCCACCGCUAAUCGAAGCACUCGAAAAUGCAGAGAUCUUUUAUGAAGCUCAGUACAAGGAGGUGAAGAUUGUAGCAAAUGCAUACAAGACGUUUGCAAACAGAGUUAACAACCUGAAGAAGAAGCUGGACCAGCUGAAGACCACGCUGCCAGAUCCAGAUGAGUCUCCCAUUCCGUCUCCCAGCAUGGACGCUCCGUCGCCGACCGGCUCGGAGUCUCCCGUGCGGCCGGUUGAGGAGCCUGUGGCGGAGCCGAAGAAGCUGGAGGAGAGCCCGGGGCCGCUGACUCCAGACGCCUCGGGCGAUAACUGUGACGUGGAGGACAUGGAGCUCUCGGAUGACGAAGCUGUGGGAGCAGCGAACAUCAUAGCAGUAGAGAGUGAGGAGAGAAAGGAGGAAUCCAGUCCAGGCACGGCAGUGGCAGUGAGCGCGAGCCCCCAACCAGAAAAGGCGUCGACCCCGGUGGAGACCCCGCAGGCAAAGAGCAACACUGUAACACCACCGCUGGCCCUGCCAAAUCUGGCAAAUAUAGACUUGGGCAAAAUCAGCUCCAUCCUUAGUAGCCUGACCACCGUCAUGAAGAACACAGUCAGCCCAGCAGUUGGUCAAGCGCCUGUGCUUGCGGUAACGUCAGCGGCUCCUGCUGGGGCGCAACUGAAUAGUGGCCUCAAGGCCCCCACUCAGAAGCCUUCUCAAGUCACUCCCAAUCCUCUGGCGAGCAUCCUGUCAAAAGUUGAAUUAACUCCAGAGAGCAUCCUGUCAGCACUCAGCAAGACACAGGGGCCCUCUGCUCCAGCUCUGCAAGGUCUCUCGUCAUUGCUUCAGAGUGUGACAGGAAGCACUUCUGUCCCAUCCAGUAGUGCAAGUUCAAACAUUUCUACUCCGGCAGUGACCAAUGUCACCAGUCCAAUAGACAAAGGUGUUCCCAUUAUUAAUGCCGGUGCUCAGCCUUUGAUUCAAGGGCUUAUUGGCUGCUCUCCAAAUUCGCCUGCAUCUGAAGUUUCCUCUGGCUCUUCGGUGAACUCAGCCCCAGUAAACCACAGCCCUGCUCUGUCCAGUGCCAGUCUGAAGGCCCCUGCCAACACUACAGUGCUCGAGAGCUCCCUGCGUGGCACCACCUCCGGAUCAAGGGGAGGCUUGAGCAGCCAGAAGUCAUCAGCGGAGGUGGUGGCAGCUGAAACCGAGGCAGAGCCGUCCUCGCCGUCGAGUCUGGAGAUGAAAAUUCACAAUUUCUUGAAGGUCAACCCGGGCUUUAAGGCUUUGGACCUUAAUAUCCCUCUGCUGAGCAACCUGGGUUCUGGUGAUUCGAAGAGCCUGCUGCCGCCUUCAGACGCUAGUCGUAACCCUGGUGGCGCCAUGCUGGAUAACCAGGACGGUACACCCGUUCGAGACGAGCGAGGCGGGACUCCGACCCAAGAUGAAAUAAUGGACAAGCCAACAACCCCAGGCACGAUUGAUCCAAUGUCCUUGCUGUCUAAGUUAAUCAGCCCGCCCUCCUCUUCAACCAGCAGCACAAUCUCCCCCCCGCUUUCCCUCCCACAAAACAGAGAUUCUGGUUACUCGGAGAUUUCCAACACAGUGCCUUCUUACCAAAGCAGUUCUUCGUACAGCCGUGGAAGGAGUCCAUUCCCUUCCUCUUUCAAACCCUCUGAAAUGUGGGAGCAGUCUUCUCCCCACAGGGAUUCCCCUCCUGAACAGUUUUACUCGGGUGAAUCCUGCACUGAUUUUGACUAUGCCGGGCCACCACCUUCAGUUUCCAGCUUGGUGAAUCAGCCCCCAAAAUCCAUUCUCAAGUCAAAUAAACCAGCAGAUCAGAGUCCCAAUGAAUACCAGUCCGUUUCCACCAGUUACAGUCGUUUGAAGUCUGUGCUCUCCAAGCCUAUGAAAUCCAUUCUUAAGAAGCAGGAAGCUUAUGGCAGCAGGUCAAAUAGCAGGGGUGGGUAUGGGGAUGACGAUCAGGGGGUUGAGAAUGAGAACCUGUCUUCACCUGGUCAAAACAAUCCAUUCUUCCUCUCUGAGUCUAACAACAUUAUAUUGCAGCCCUCCUUCUCAGAUAUGUCUCGCACAGGAUCACUUCCAAAAGCGUUCUCCGACUCGCUCUGUUCUGCCCCAUCCCGCCAGUCGUCUUCCACGCAAAGUACCGGUCCUUAUAGCCGCACGCCAGUCACCAACAUUGAGAAAGCUGUGUCACUAGGCUCCCCGGUCUCUGCCACUUCCACCAUAGAGUUUAAAAACAUGCUCAAAAAUGCCUCCCGCAGGCCUACUGAUGAGAAGCCUUUAGAGAGCCCCAUUAGUCCAGCUCCGCCAGGAGGCGUGAACGAGAAAGGGAGCCUGUCAGUCUUUGGACAGUCUGGGAUUGCGGAGACUGGGGACGAAGAGCAGCAUUGUAUAGAGACUCACAUAUCCACAUCUGAAUUAUCCAAAAGCAUAGAGGAGAGAGGAGCCCCCAUUGAAACACUAGGUUCCAGUACCCCAUCAGCAGGGAGGCUGAUGUUUGGAGAGCCUAUUCAGACUCUGGACUCUAGCCGAGGGUCAGGCAGAGGCAAUAUGAGUCAUGGGAGAGGGGGCACCAGGAGCAGUUGGUUUGAGCAGAGUGAAAACAUUUCAGACUUUGAAGACGAAUCGUCCUCUCUUGACGUCUCUGAGAUGACUCAAGGUAUUCCUCCCAGUUUUAGAAGUCAGUUCGAAGAGCACAGACUCCAGUUCCCUGACACUUCAAACAGCUUUAGGUCCAGCAGCUUUAGUGGCCCCUUUGAGAGGCAAACCCAGCAAAUCGGACUCACGCCCGGGUCACUGCAUGAUCGUAUUGGACCGCCCCCUGUUCCGAGCCGUGACCACGUUGGGCACCCCCCUGGUCCGCCGCCAGAUCAUAUACUGGCCCCGUGCCCCCCACAAGAUCACAUUGGCCCUCCCCCUCCUCCCGGGCCCUUGCGAGAUAUUGGACUGCCUCCUGUGCCCCCGCGAGAUCACCUGAGUCUACCCCCAGGUCCGCCUCCUGUCUCCCAUGACCAUCUCGGGCCUCCUGGCCCCCCACAGGAGCAUGGCACUGUAUCAUCAGGUUCCCUCCGAGAGCAUGCUUCGUUCUCCGGUACCCCUCAGGAUCACAGUGGUCCACCACCUGGUUCUACCCAUGAGAAAAUCGGACCACCGCGGGAUCAUGCUGGGCAGGCCCCUGGGACUUCUGUUGACCACAUUGGGCCCCCCACUGGCCCUCCCCCUGACCACUUGGGUCCCGGUUGGCCGCCCGGCCCCCCUCCACGUGAUCAUCUUGGCCCGCCACCCCUGGACCACCUCGGACCCCCACCUGGUCCCCCCGUGCCACCGCCUGGACCCCCUCCGCGGGAUCACCUGGUCCCACCUCCUGGACCCCCUCCAAUUCCCCCUCCAGGUCCUCCACCUGGCCCCCCUCCACGGGACGUUCUGGGACCACCCCCAGGCACACUUCCACAAGAUCACUUGGUCCCACCUCCUGGCCCCCCUCCAAGGGAUCCGCUCGUGCCACCUCCAGUUCCCCCCCCUCAGGAUGUCCUUGGUCCAUUACCUGGAUCUCCUAGAGACCUCCUUGGCCCAUUAGCUGGGCCCCCAAGAGAGCUCCUAGGCCUACUCCCGUGCCCUCCAAGUGACUUCCUUGGCUUAACUAAUAGGCCUCCAGUGCAGAGGUCUCCGAGGGAUUACUAUAGUCAACCCUUCACACCCCAACGAGACUACAGUAAUCCUGGUAGAUUCUUCCAGAGAGACUUCAGAGGGUCCUUCAGGCCUCGAGAAUCUUUUCAAAGCGGAAAGCGACCCAGCCUGCCGUUCGGAAGCCCCCCUUUUUCGACGGCUCCAAAGCGACCCUACAUGCCUCCUCGGUACUGAGACAGACAGGAAUGUUUCUGUGUUGGAGACUACGUGAAAGCUCAUCUCUGACCCUUGCUUGCCGAGCAGCUCUUGUGGUUGUAGUGGCAAGGGUUUGGCGUGGCGCUUUAUCUUGGCCAUUGACUUGUCUUUUGUGUCCUUGUCUGUUUGCCCUCCUGGCUCACUUCCCGUUCUCCCACUCUGUCCCCCACCCCUCCCCACCCCCAAAGCUGACCUGCUGUGCUAGGUCAGAGGUGUAUGUAAGGUUAAAUGUUUCACUACAGCGUCAUUACAAACUACUGCACAGCAAGUUUUCGUCAGACGAGCUUGGAAACUUCCGUGAUGCAUAGAAAUCCUACUUGGAGCUAGAGACCCAUUUACUUUUACACAAAGUAAAACUUUUAUAUUGCUGCAAAGAUCGUCAUGAGUACAGUCUUAAGAUGCUGUAGCUUCUGUCCAAACCCUUUGCUAUUUUGUGUUUUUGUUUUUUUUUUUAAAAGUUACAGUUUUACUACUUGUACCAGUUGUGGAGGAAAAAAUGUGGUUAAAUGCAACGGCAGAUGUUUCUGUCGUCAUUGAAAGCGUUUGCAAGCGAUCCCCUGCCCCUGCCUCCCGUAGUCAAAUUUCAGGGCUCGACUAAUCAAAGCUGACACCUCAUUGUUUCCGAGUCAGCACGAUGAGCACCACUUUGUAGAGGGUUGUGUGUUUCCUGCAUCAGAUACCUUCAGGAGGCAAAUGUGGCUAGGCAGUGUGAGUGUUAAUUGUACAAUCUAUUUCCUGCUCAUGGGGGAGGACCCUGUGCCAAUGGCUUGGUUUUUUCCUCUCUGUAAAUGACGAGUGCGUAUCGAUUCAGCUCCUUGGCUGAAGGUUGAGAUCAGCCCAUGUGUGGAUUGUGCAGUGCUUUGAGGGAGGAUGUUUCUCCUUUUACCUCCCCCUUGUUUCGAAAGCAAUGUCGAACCUUCCCCUGUUUCUCCCACUAACCUAUCUUUUUCUCCAGAGCAGCUCCAUCAGCCACAAGGAUGGAGCGUCUUCCCCUUGGCAAUGCCAGCGCUGCUGAUAAGGUGCCAAGGAGAGGGCAGCCAAAGCUGGUGUUGGAAUGUGAAGCACACUGUCCCUGGUUGGCCAUUCCAGAUGUGAGAAUGGUGGAAGAUGCUCCAUCUAAUAACCUGGCUGAGAACUUCCUGAGACUCCAAACAAUCGGAAGUGAGAAGAUUUUAAAAAAAAAACUUAGUGGGCAGGACUGGAACCUGUGGACUGUGCAACAGGCACAGUUUAAAGCUGUUAAGAUAUGUAGUGUUUCUAAUGGCAGUGCAGUUAAAGAAACAAAUUCAUUUCUUUAUCUACAAAACAAAAUGGUGAAUCUUUGGAAUAAACCUUCCUCUGUCAUUUUACAAGCUGUUUAUAACAGGCCGAUCAGCCGGCGAUGUGGUAGGAGGCUGUGUAAAACCUAAUCGUCCACAGCUUGUUCAAAAGUAUUUUGAAUAUUCCUAUCCCACUGAUCAGCUGCUAAAUUUGCCUAGUGUGCUAAUUGCCUUUUUCUAUGACUUGUUCUGUACCAGUCACUGUUUUGUCGAACUUAACAAGCUUGGUCUGGUGAAGCACCUGGCUGAAUAACACUUGUUCCUCUUUAUAUGAUUUAUAAAGACACAUGGGGGAAGUGGGGGUCUAGAGGGUGGGUGGGGAGGUGGGGGAAUGGUGUAGAGAACCAACAUCAAGCAGUGACUGGAACAGCUUUGUAAAACACUUUUAUGUCCAGUCUGUUUCAGAACAUGUCUUUGUUUUGUUGAAGGUGAUGUUUGAAGAAUUAAAAUGAAUCGAGCUGGAUUCAGUGUAACUGGACUUAGUUCCAUACAGUCUAGUUCAUGCUGAUAAUGAACACUCGAAUGACUGUGUUAGUAACUGAGUUUUUUGGGGAAAAAAAAGUCAAUACCCAAUACACACACAUACACACUCUCUUUACUCUCAGAUGAAAUGUACAAUGUUGUAUGUAGCAAGAACGAAGAAAAAAAAAACUUUUUUUUGUUUCCUGAAUUAAAAAGUGAAGAUCAAGUUCUCCAUUUAUUUUUCUGAAGAGUUUGUAAGCAUUUAGCAAUUUUUAUUAAUUCUACAUGAUAGACAUAAAAUUUGGAUGCAGUGUCAAGUUUAAGCUGUGAAGAUUCCUUUAAAGUUAAGCUACUGGAAUUAAGUUGUACAUCUGUACUGAUCUGUCACACCUCUCCUCAAUAAUGCUGUUUUUACAUGUGAAUGUAAUUUCGCUGCAGGGGAAGGGUAUAACUUUAUAGAUCCAGUAGUUUUCAGAUGGAACCAUACUUCUGUAAAUAUGUCGUCUAGUUAAUGCAUUUAGAUUAAGAUGUCUUCACUAUCUGUGUUAGAAACAGUCAAACUGAGUGAAAGUUUUGCCUGCUUUUAGAGAGACAACUGAAAUGCUUUUGGAAAUGACCUGUAAUUACUUUAAUAAAAAAAAGUCUAAUUUUUUUUUUGGAGAUGAAUAAGGAUUCAGCAUUUUGCCACAAACCGUGAACCUUGAACAUUACUCAAUUGGGAAGGGGCUGGCGAAAUCUGUUUUCUGAAGAUCUGUAUAAAUUUGCUGUUGUGUGCAUUUGGCUCAAUGUUGUAGAUUUUUUUUCUUCCCUACCUAAUGUACAGAUACAUUAUUAAAACUGACAUGUAAGGCAACCUGGCACAUCUUAAAAUGGCAUACUAUGUUCCCAGUCCAAGUGUUGUGACACUGACUUGCAGCCUUGUCUUGAAUUCGGACACAUCAGCCCUCACUGUGCAAGUUGGUGAUUUAUUGACUAGAAUCUCUGCAGCUGCCCCUCCAAGUGACUGUACAGCGUACUGCCUGUGUUGAGGAGGGUAAAGCAUAAUGUUUUAAUGCCCCCAGUUGUGCAUAUGCUGUCAAACAACGUGCAGUACUGGUCACCCACGAUUAAGCUAUGCAAACUGUGUUUAACCGACAUUGUCAAGCUUCUUCCAUCUGGCAGUUGAAUGACAAUGUGCUAUAGCUGAAAGAAAACUUCAGUUUCAAAAAAAAAUAGGGUAUGCCAUGACUCGAGAGUCCAAGCACUCUAAGAUAGAUUUCUCGAAGCGGUUUGCUGGAGCUGUGGCCGUGGAUUUGAACCAUCACAGUCAUGUCACUGUGACAUUUCUUGUUUGUAGGAAUCACUGGCAGUCCUCGAAUGAGAACUAGCGCCCUGCCUCCGGUGGGCAAGGCCAGUGAUUAGCUGAACCUAUAUUUUAGCCUGUUCCCUGGAGAAUGCAGUAUGCUGUAAUCACUUUAUGCAGUGAGACUCCCAAGGGCUUCCUGCUUUAUAAGAGGCCUGGAGUCAUCUAUGUUAACCUACUGAAAACAGGCCUAAAUGACUGGAGUGGGUGUGGGCAUUACCAGGUUGAUAGUGUGUGUAACUAGUGCACAUCUCUAGGGGUGACAUCUCUAGGGGUGAUACCUCUUGGGUCUACAUCCAUUAAUUGUUGCCCAUGGAAGUGUUUUACUGGAAUUUCAUGCUGCUACAGAUGUUUCUCACAUUUGGGCUGCUUCAUCAACUGCUGCAUAACACAGCACUGUGAACAUUGGCUGCUGAAACAAUUGUACCAAAGAAAGCUUUACCCAAUUGCCUUCUAUGGUUGGCUUUCUUACAGAAAUAAAGAAGAAAUUUGAGAAUACUUGAAUCUGAGGAAUGUCUUUCCCAAGGAGCCAAUGCAGAACUAAAAUUGAGGAUUGUUGGCAUUGCCAUUUCCUUUCAAAGCCUUUUGGUUUAGUGUACAGAAUUUGACUGGCCAAUUUAAAAAAUGCUCAUUAUUAUUUUCUCUGAAAUGUGACGUUGUCAGUUUCUGCUGACGAAGGAAUGGGGUUCAUGUACUGGUAUUCUUGAAUAACCUAGUGCUUAGGCACACCUCUGCUUCUCCACCACCUCCUGCAAAUCCCUACAAAAGUAUUCUGAAGGUACCUGUUGCCUUGUUGAUAGAUGUUUGUGAAAGUUGCCUGCUUCUUUCACCUCCUUCUGCCCACUCUCCCGUUAUUUGGCAGCUGAAUGCAAAACUUUUAUUUUUUCCCCACACUGAAAUUUUGCUUUGCAAUUUUGGAUCAAAAUUCUCUGAUCAAUUCCUGCAAAUGUGAACAAGAAGCAGGCAGCAGCACCUGGGCUUACUGCUGGCCAUUCUUCUGUUGCAGAAAACUGUUUCAUAAAUGUUUCACGUAACUGCCUGUUUAGGCGUUCAGUUUUACCAACCUUGGCUUUAGGAUCAAUGGGAAAGCUGUGACCGUCUGGUUUGCAGUACCCUUUGGUACAAAGGUUGAAUGUGUUCUUUAGAAGUUUUUCACGUCCAUAACUUUUAUUUAUAUCCUUGGUACGGCCACUUCUCUCUCUCUGUUUCUGAGCUAGCCCCUCAUUCCGAGUGUAGUAGGAAUCCUUCAUAUCUAGGAGGCUGUCAUUUGGAACACUCUCAAAACAUCAGUACUUCCUUGGCUCAUAGGGAAGAUUUUGGGCUGUUCCAAGAAACUGAUUUGAUCCAGUUACAUUGAUCACCUGUUCGCUGUUCCUAUCAAACUUGUAAAUACAAGUCAGUGUAUAGAGGUGUAAUACCUCACACAUUGCCGGUUUCCUACCUAUAUGAUCUUAUAAAAGAUCUAUUAUCUAUAUUCUGAGAAUAUAUGUUAACAAUUCCAUCCAUAUUGGAGGAAUGCACUACUUGAGAAAGUUUGCUCACUUCACUUGGACAAUACAUCUCGGUAUUUCACCAAGGGUGCAUGUGUUGCCCAGCUUCAGAGCUAUGGUGAAGGAAGAUUGAAAAGCAUUUUGGCACUAAGCCUGAAUUGUUCAAUUCUACUGUGGUUACCUACCCCCACCUUAGAAUAUGGAAAGCUGGAGUUAUGAAUUCAAUUUUUUGUGGAGGAAGCUCUUCAGGCUAAAUUUUGAAAGGAGCCAUUGAGGUAAGUAACCUAUGGAUUGAUCAGAAGAAGCUUGGCAAUGUACUACAGCUGAAAGAAGACCUCCAAUUCAACAAAACAAAAGGGCAAGCCAUGACUUGAGACUCUAAGCACCGUGUGAUAGGUUUCCUAAAGGCGGUUAGCUGGAGUAGAUUUGAACCUUCACAGUCAUGUCACUGGUAACAUUUCUUGAGGCCUCAAGUGUUUAUUAAGGACCAUAUACAAAUAUUUUGCCACCCCUUUGAGUGGUAGAUGUAUCCUGCUUUCUUUAUGGAUAGCUUGUUCAGUGUCCAAAUUGACCAAGAAGAAGAUCCUUGAAGUAGAAUGAUUAUUCAAAAUCCAUGUAACAGCCAGGACCCGUUGGGAGAUUGGAAAUUGAGCAUGAAUUAUUCCUAAUUCAUAAAAUAUUUACCAUGUUAAACUUCCCCAGCUUGAAAUUUUGAAAAAUGGGUCCCUAUUGGUAUCUUCUCAAGGGAAGUGUUUAUCUCUACAAAAGCUGACCCAGUACCAGCUGCUAUAGAAUCUCCAUGCUGAGAAAUAAGUCCUCUUCUUUAAGCUUCACAUCUCAGAUUGAUGAGGGCUUACUCUGAAACCCUUACCCAAACCUGCCUUCAAAGCCAUGCUCGUGAAUUCAUUGAAACAACUGAGAUAGUACAAGCUUACAAAAAUAACUGCACAGUCAUACCAACAUGGCAACAUCUAUAAAGCAAAAAGUGCAGUUAUAUUAUGGUUUGAAAAACCCAGCAAAAUCCCUGCAACCUAAUGGUCAAAGGAGUUCUUUGUGUUGAUGCUCGAGACUCAAGAAUUCAAUCAAAACCUUGAAGGGUUGUUAUCCAAGAGGGGAAAAGCAAUUCUACUUACUCCCAUCUUGUGUUGAUGAAGAAUCCUGUUGAAACCUUCACCAGUUUUGCAGAUUUGUUCCUUCAGUCCCUCAAAUCCAGCAAUGUGUUUAUUUUUUGUUGUUGCUUGAGGGGAUAUACCAACAGCAGAACAUAAUCUUGUAUGUUCCACCCUGUAUGCAUCCAUUGGCACUCUGCCUUGGCUUUUAAAGAAAACCAUUGGCAAAUUGUUUCCAAACAACUUAAAAUUGAUUAAUAACUCCUACUACUAAUACUGAAGGGGCAUUCAGAUUGUACAGUGAAUGGCCCGUGAGUUAUGUUUUGGAACCUGCAACAAAAUGACAAACAGAAACUUAUGCACUGAUGUACAAAGUUGGUCUUGUACCUUAAGUCAGACAUUCCAUUCUUGACAAGGAUAAGAAAGGCCAAAACUGUUUUCAGUUUUGUUGCUAUUGUAUCAUUCUAUGGCCAUCAGUGAAACUUGCCCUUUUGAAGGUAGGUCCUCGCCCUUGAAACUGCUUUGAUUUAGCAGUGCAUUGCUACAUUGGAUCUGCCAUUGAAAAGAGUUUUUCAGCAACAUAAGAAUGGCAAACUACAAAGUUCUAAAGUUAUUCCCCACCCCGCCAGAUUUUAUAAAAUAUCUCCGAAGCACGCUUUUUUAAAAUCCAGUUUAAGUAGCCACCUGUGAUUCCAGAGUUUUAGACUUACGUUUACCCCAUCCUGACUGGAGCUAGUAUUCCAGGAAAGGUUUUUCAGAACCCAGUAAGAAUGACUUACAGAACUUCUCUAUCAAGACAGAUGUGAAAUUUGCUUUUCUCAAAGGGUCAUGAACCAGUGGAAUUCACUCCCCCAGAAUGUGGUGGAUACUGCUUCAUUGAAUACAUUUAAGGAGGGGGUAGACUUUUAAUUAGCAAUGGGGCGAAGAGUUAUGGAGCGCAGACAGGAAAAUGGACUUGAGGCUGUGAUAAGGUCAGCCACGAUCAUAUCCAAUGGUGGAGCCAGCUGGAGGAGCUGAUUUGCCUGUUCCAAUUUCUCAACAUUCUUAUGUUUGUUCUAUUCGGGCUUACAGCUACAACGUCCACUCUCAUAUUCCAUAUUUGUAACAUGGCUGUGUAGAUAAAUAGAGGUACAGUGAUCUCUUCACCUCCCUGUUUGUUUUAUGUACGUCCUUCUGUCAGACAAAUAAAUAGGAGCAGCAGGAUCUCUCAACAAUGGCUCACAAAAUUGGUUUCUUACCUUACUAAAUUUCCAGUCAAUUUUGAAUUAAGAAUUGCUUCAGAAAUACCUUGUACACUAAUGACCAUCUUACUAUUAGUGCAGAUGUAUGAGACAACAGUGCUAGUUUGCAUGUUGUCUUGGCAAAACUUCAUUUUUUAAGGUAGGGUGAGUUCAGAGCAAAGACCUUAGAACUGGUUACCGCUGGCGUGAUUUCCUUCCUAUAAUCCAUUUGUCUUUCUUUAAAUCAUUAAAACAAAAUGGGUGUUUCUUAAUUGCAUGUAGAUGUUAGUGUUGAAACUUUCGAGAACAUUACUGAAAACAUAAAAUGCUUGACCCGUUCAGUUUCUUUUAUUUUCCCAAUUCAUCCUCCAUUUCACUGAUUGAUGUGGUGGUCCAAAUUUGACGAGAAGGCAGGAUUUAUAGUGGGAAAAUGACCAUGGUACAGAUGUUUUGAAAGUCUGCAGCUUCUGGACAGUUGCUUGAGGCUCCCUUUAAGUCAGACCGAUCUGUGGGGAAUGUUGACAACUGUUACAGUUCUAACAAGUGUGUAAAACCAUGACAGUGAACCUUGAUGAGCAGUUUGCUUCUCAAUCACUUUAAAGCCUUAUAAAGUCGUGUUAUUUUGCUCUGGCUGAAAGUAACCAUUACAAUAACUCUUAAAACCAUACUGACUGCCCAACUCUUGCAGCAGUUCAUCUGAAAUUUUAAAAGGUUUUGGAGAAAAGUGAUGGCAGAGGGUUUGUAUCAGAUUUUUUUUCUUGUUCCCUGUUCAACUUGAAUAAAGAGAUUAAAGCAAACUCCUGAUAUCACUUCCAAGUGCCUGUGCUUCAAUGUGUGCAACAUUCCCUUCUGUGCAAUUAUUCUGACACCAUCUUUUUUUCAGUCUAAAGCACAGGGAAACCUGUUUGCAAACCCACCAGCCAAUAACAUUCUUGUUCAUUAAGAAAUAAAUGGAGAUUUGGGUCACGCCCUUCACACUCUUUCUUUGCCAGCUUGGAAAUUCUAAGCUUGGAUGACUGGCCUUUUUCUCUGCAUCAGUGCUAUGAUCUGCAUCUGCUUUUCAUAGUUGAUAUCAUCCCACAUUGAUUGAGGCUACCGUGAAGGAUUCUCCUUCCCAAUCUCACCUGAAGCGUGGUGACCCUUGGUAAACCAGUGCCAGCUGUCUUUCUCUAAUUGGAGAGCAGCCCUAUGGCCUGGUAAGACUAUGGGAAAUUUGUUAACUCAGCCAUCUGUAGAGUCGACAGAGGUUGAGGUUCUUCAUCUUUUGACAGUAAGAUUUACUGGUCAACGCUGUUACUCAGGCACAUUGAUCAGUCUAUACUCUUUGUUUCGUAACUGAUGAUUCUUACCUGGCGCACAGUAUUGCGUCGUGGAUUCCCAGUAUAGACAGUUGUGUUUCUCAAUCGCAAUUACCCCUUUCUCUCCUACCAGGAAGAAUAUACGAGAGACUUGGUGGCAUUAGUUAUGUGAACUUCCUGUUGUGUUAUAUUAGAGUUCUACCAAAAUCUGGAGGUGUACUUCACACAUCAUGCAAGAUUAUGCAUGCUUUUGGGAGGAAGCACUUCUUAGGAAUUGUGAAUUGUUGCUUAACACAUUGUAAACAUUAAUGAGAUUGUAAGUGUGUAAGGUAGUUCAGAAUCCAUAGACAAUUCAUUGGAGACCCCAAUAAGUCGAAGAUCGAAAUGUGCCACGUGACAUAUUUUACAGUUAUAGUUGCGUGGAAGGUACAAGCUGUGUUGUCAAGUCUGCUGUUCUGGAGUUUCAAUCCAUUUGUUGUAUAACAUGAAAAUUGGUUGCUUUGGAGAGAGGAGAGAAACCUUUAGUUGCCAGGCAAUGUUAGACCACAGAAGCUGAAAUUGUCCUUCCCUAUCUCCUCCCAUGAGCUCACAUUAAGAAACACACUAUCAGUUCAGGCCAACUUCAUUCCCAGAAAACUGAAAUAUUUAAGGAUUUUGUUUUUCGUGUUGGUUUGCAUUGAAUUGUAAAAUGAUUGCAUUUAAAGCUUUAUUCUGGGAGUAAAUGGCAGCAAUUUUGAAGCCAGGACUAAGAAUUUCUCUGGCAGACAUGCUGUGAACAGAUUGGGAAACACUUCUUAUCUGUGUUAUUUCUGAAAGAUCUACUCAAAAGAUAGCAGUUGGAAAAAAUGUCCUUUUGUUUAUAAAGGAAAUCAAACAGGAGCUGUUACUGCUGAUCAUAGUUGUAAACAUUUGCUGUUAUUAGUGAACACAGGAACAACACUAAAGGAUAGAGAAAAGAUGUUCUACCCAAUAUCCUAUCUUUUAAGGAAGAUGUAAGAAUUAUAUUAUUACCCUCACCCCUCCAGGUACCUGUGAACAACUGUAAGGAGUUACAAGUGGAUCUAGUGAAACACCAUUGUAUUUCUUGUGUGAAAAUAGUCCAUUUUUAAUCCCAGUUUGGGAAUUAAACACACAGUGAGCUAAAUGCACUGUCCUCCUGUGUUCAGCUGUGUUGAGGAAACACUCUUGACCUUCCCUCCCAUGCCCACCCCCACCACAUCUUUCAUUUUUGUUCUUUCCAAUACCUCACUGUUCUUUUUAUUGUUUUUUUUUUUGCUCUCUAUUUCGUCCUUCUGUGGCACCUUUCUAAGGCACCACUGAUUCCUGUGGUGGUGUUGCAACUUCCUCGCUUCUGAGCCAGAAGUGGGCAUGGAUAACCCACGGCUGGUUUAACUGGCCUCUCUGUGAACAACUGCGCACAGCAGCCUGGCCCCUUGGGUCAGCAGAACGGAGACUUAAGACCGCAGAAUGUGGGCACACACAAAACAAUACAACUGGUAGCAAUGUGUUUACUGAUUAAGGGCCCUUUGUUCAUCUGAGAAAGGUCCAUUUUACAUCUGCCAGAACAAAGAAAUGAGAAUUUCACCUGAUCUGGCGACAUAAAUUAGAUGUUGUUAAUGCAGUAAUAUCAAAGCCCAGUUCAGGUAAUGGUCCCAUUGGCUCAUUUAUUGCCCUUCAUUUUAAGGGCCUUGUGUAUUAGGUUAAUCUAAGGUUUGAGUGUCUCUUGUGGAGACCUGGGUUCAAGUUCCACCUGCACUGGAGAUGUGUCAUAACAGGUAUUUUGAAAAUAUUUUAAUUUGAAGUUUAUAAUGUACAGGAGCACGGAUUUAGUGUUUAAUGACUCUGCAUUGUACUGUUAAGUAGCUGCUGCCCAGGCAUACCUUUUAACAAGGAAUGCAGGAGUUUUUGUGAUCACUUUUCAGGAAAACAAAACUCCAUGUAUCCAGCCAGAAAGCAGGAGAGUCGUGAACACCACAAGUGGCUCAGAGGGUCAACCUGCUGAGUAUUUUCUACGUUCCCUGUUAUUACGUAGCAUGUGCCAGUGUUGGACUGGGGUGGACAAGGUCAGAAGUCACACGACACCAGGUUAUAGUCCAACAAGUUUAUUUGGAAUCACAAGCUUUCGAAGCGCUGCUCCUUCAUUAGGUGAAACCUAACAAAGGAGCUGCACUCCGAAAGCUUGUGAUUUCAAAUAAAUAUGUUCGACUAUAACCUGGUGUCAUGUGACUUCUGACUGUAGCAUAGUUGUUGUAGUAAUAGUUUAAAAACACAAGUUCUCUGCAUUUCUUGUUCUGCAUCAUGAAAGUUGUGCAACUGAACCCAAUCUUUGAGAUUAUAUUAGUCUUUAUUUAUAUUGUCUUUUGUUCUAAUGAUGUCCUGUAGUCUCAAUUGAAAAUACGUCCAGUACUGAAAUUUACACUGGCUGCAAAACUGUUUAUCGUUUGGAGUUCAGAGCGAGUUAAUCAAAAAAAAAGGAUGUCAUUAACCUUUGUUUUCCUCACAGCUGCAGAGUAAAAGCUAAACAGCAUUUGGAGAAUGUUCAAAGUUUGUAAUUGUCACUUUAAUGAAGGAAUCCCAUUGCUGGUCGGAAUUUGAAAGGCGGGGGGUGGGGGAGUGAAAUUUAAUAUUAUUAAGGAAUUGGUGUAAGGGCUGGGGCCAUUUACCUAACCUGCAUGUCCUCUGUAGCAGUCAACACUGCAUUGUUCAUACGACUGCAAAUGUUUACUUGUAACAAAAAUCAAACUGGAUGUAGUUCAUUUUGAGUAUGUCAGGGGUUGAUGUUAGAUUGAGGUAGUAGCUCUGUUCUCACACUGAAAUAAAAUUUAUUUUUGUA
Rhincodon typus (whale shark) is the source of this 15786-nucleotide messenger RNA. RefSeq names its product regulation of nuclear pre-mRNA domain-containing protein 2-like. Gene Ontology annotation, cellular component: RNA polymerase II, holoenzyme. Gene Ontology annotation, molecular function: RNA polymerase II complex binding. Gene Ontology annotation, biological process: mRNA 3'-end processing. Lineage: Eukaryota; Metazoa; Chordata; Chondrichthyes; Orectolobiformes; Rhincodontidae. The transcript is spliced from 11 exons. Bases 25 to 4692 code for a protein of 1555 amino acids. The record is from RefSeq and is a predicted model, not a curated record.